Brassica rapa (field mustard) is the source of this 2025-nucleotide messenger RNA. Its product is annotated as protein PLASTID TRANSCRIPTIONALLY ACTIVE 10. Gene Ontology annotation, molecular function: RNA binding. The record is from RefSeq and is a predicted model, not a curated record. Gene Ontology annotation, cellular component: plastid-encoded plastid RNA polymerase complex; chloroplast. NCBI's taxonomy places the organism in Eukaryota, Viridiplantae, Streptophyta, Magnoliopsida, Brassicales, Brassicaceae.
AUGCAGAUUUGCCAAGCAACGCUAACCUUCACCUUCACGAACCCAACAAACCCUAAUUUCUGCAAACCCAAACCUCUCUUCCCAAGCUUCCAACCCCCUCGCCGCGUCGCCUUGCCGCCAUGCCGUGGCUUCAGCUCCGACGAGUUCCCCGUCGACGAAACCUUCCUCGAGAAAUUCGGACCCAAGGACAAAGACACGGAGGACGAAGCUCGCCGACGCAACUGGAUCGAGCGGGGCUGGGCUCCCUGGGAGGAGAUUCUCACCCCCGAAGCCGAUUUCGCGAGAAAGUCUCUGAACGAAGGCGAGGAGGUUCCGCUUCAGUCGCCGGAAGCAAUCGAGGCGUUCAAGAUGCUGAGACCUUCCUACCGGAAGAAGAAGAUCAAGGAGAUGGGUAUAACGGAGGAUGAAUGGUACGCUAAGCAGUUCGAGAUCAGAGGUGAUAAACCGCCGCCUCUCGACACCUCCUGGGCUGGUCCGUUGGUGGUUAGGCAGAUUCCGCCGCGUGAUUGGCCGCCCAGAGGUUGGGAGGUUGAUAGGAAGGAGCUUGAGUUCAUAAGGGAAGCUCAUAAGUUGAUGGCUGAGAGGGUUUGGUUAGAGGAUUUGGAUAAGGAUUUGAAGGUGGGAGAGGAUGCUACUGUUGAUAACAUGUGUUUGGAGAGGUUUCAGGUUUUCUUGAAGCAAUACAAUGAAUGGGUCGACGCUAAUAAAGACAGGCUUGAGGAAGAAUCUUACAAGUAUGAUCAAGAUUUUUAUCCAGGUAGAAGGAUCAGAGGGAAGGAUUAUAAAGAGGAUAUGUAUGAGCUUCCCUUUUACUAUCCAGGGAUGAUUUGUGAAGGCACAGUCACCACUUUGCAUCUGUACCAGGGAGCAUUUGUUGACAUUGGAGGUGUUCAUGAAGGGUGGGUUCCUAUCAAAGGUAAUGAUUGGUUUUGGAUCAGGCAUUUCAUAAGAGUUGGGAUGCAUGUUAUCGUUGAGAUCACGGCAAAAAGAGAUCCAUACCGGUUUCGGUUUCCCUUAGAGUUGCGCUUCGUCCAUCCUAAUAUAGAUCACAUGAUCUUUAAUAAGUUUGACUUUCCACCAAUAUUCCAUCGCGAUGGGGACACUAAUCCAGAUGAGAUACGGCGAGAUUGUGGAAGACCUCCUGAGCCUAGAAAAGAUCCAGGAUCAAAGCCAGAAGAGGAAGGGCUACUCUCUGAUCACCCAUAUGUUGACAAGUUGUGGCAGUUACAUGUAGCUGAGCAAAUGAUUUUGGAUGAUUACGAAGCUAACCCUGAAAAGUACAAAGGCAAAAAACUGUCAGAUCUAUCUGAUGACGAAGGCUUUGAUGAACAAAAGGAAAUCGAGCAUGGCGAAGCUUAUUUUAAGAAAACCAAAUUGCCAAAAGUUAUUCUGAAAACCAGUGUCAAGGAACUUGACUUAGAGGCUGCCUUGAUAGAGCGCAAGUACCAUAAUAAACUAAUGAUGGAGGCUAAAGCAAGAGGAGAAGGAUACAAAAUCGACAAGCUAAGAAGAAACAUUGAGAUGGACGAGUAUGAUGCUUUACACUGGCGCAGAUCUUUGGAGGAAAGAGAAGCAUUGCUUAGAGAUAUCAGCUCUCGUCAAGCACUUGGUUUACCACUGGAGGAACCAGGGAGGUAUAAGCCAGGAAGCUUCUUUGGGAAAGACCAAUAUGAUCCGACAAGCGCAUUGUACCAAUAUGACUACUGGGGAGAGCCAAAGAACUCAGAGAUUAGCAAGCAAGAGAGAAUGAAGGAUGCACACAACAAAUCCAUCGUUGGGAAAGGGAAUGUGUGGUAUGAUAUGUCUUACGAUGAUGCCAUUAAGCAGACAAUUGAAAGAAGGAAAGAUGGGUCUAACGUGGUGAGUCAAAAAGAGGAAGAAACAGAGUCUAAGGAGGAAGAAGAAGACGAUGAUGAUGAGUAUGAAUUUGACGAUUUUGAUUAUAGCAUUUUGAGUGAUGAGAGUAGUAUCGGUUACUCGGAACAACAACCUCUUGUUAACGGUACUCAGGUUUUCACAGAUUGA